Messenger RNA from Anolis sagrei ordinatus, 1895 nucleotides. Lineage: Eukaryota; Metazoa; Chordata; Lepidosauria; Squamata; Anolidae. The record is from RefSeq and is a predicted model, not a curated record.
GGUGAACUUUUUCUUCUCUUCAUCUUUUUGGGCAGUAUAUAUAGCCCUCUAGAUGUUUUUUACACCACUAGUCCAAUAAGUAGCAACCGGCAGCUCUCAUAUCAGUGGGAUGAGGAAUCCAUUCCAUACCUUUAUGUGAGGUAUCCAAGGUGGUGAACUAGGUUCUCAAAAUAGUUUCAGCACCAGGAAUAAUCCCAUUAAAAUUCAUACUAAAGCUCUGGGCAGAUUCAUCACUUCACAACCAUAGAAGUCAGCAGUCUCCACUGCUGCCAACUGUGAUGGAUUAUGAGAGUUUCAGUUAGUCUAGAGAUCUACAUAUUGCCUGCUGCAAGAAUGCACCUUAUUUUACUCAAUCAGAGGCAGAGAGAACAAAGAAGUGGAGAUGAAGGUACAAAGUGAAGUAGGCAUAAGGGUGACAAGUAAUAGAAAAAGAAAUAUCGGCUUGGUAAAAGAAAAGUAGACCAUAAUUGUUUGAGAAAGCAUGUGUUCCACUGAGAUCAGCUUCAAAUGUAUAUUCUAAACAUUUAGAGAGUAUUUUUAUAGCACAAUGCUAAACAUAGUAAAGGUAAAGCUUUCCCCUUGACAUUAAGUCUAGUCGUGUCCAACUCUGGGGGGUGGUGCUCAUCUCUAUUUCUAAGCCAAAGAGCCGGCGUUGUCUGUAAAUACCUCCAAGGUCAUGUGGCCAGGAUGACUGCAUGGAGCACUGUUACAUUCCCACCUGAGCGGUACCUAUUGAUCUACUCACAUUUUCCGAACUACUAAGUUGGCAGAAGCUGGGGCUAACAGUGGGAGCUCACCCCGCUUCGCAGAUUUGAACUGCCAACCUUUCGUCAGCAAGUUCAGAAGCUCAGUGGUUUAACCUUCUGCACCACCAGGGACUAUUUGGUCAGUAAUAAGUCACAGUAAAUUUGGUAAGACUUUGUCCCAGGUAAGUAUAACUAGGAUUUUGUGACAAUGUACAAUAUUCAUGGAGAGUACCACUAUAGGUCAUCCCAAUUUUAUAUCCCCUUUCAUUUCAUUCCUUAAUAGAUUCAACAAGCCAUCCAGCUCAAUGCAAUCAGAUAAAACGCCCUGCUUUCUCAGAGAACAACUGCCUGAAAAAGACUUUGAAGAAAACUUUAACAAUACAGUCAAAAUCAGAAAAACCUUAAUCCUGUUUAGUUUUAAAAAACAGAGCAGUAAUCUCUGGGAGAUAUGGGGUUAUGCCUACAAUGAUCCUGGUCACCAACAUGCUGAAAUUUUGGUUUUGAGUAAUAUUGAACAAUUCAUCCCAGAAAAUCAGCUCAAAGGAAAAUAUAAAAUGACAUUCUUUAUGUCACACACGCCUUGCCAUAAAUGCAGUGAUAAGUUAGCUUCUUUCUUAGCAUCAAGAAAAGGGCUGUCCAUGGAAAUAAAAGCUUCAAGGCCAUAUUUUUUAAAUAAAGAACGAAAAGGCCUCUAUCUUCUGAAGAGGAUUGGUGUCCUACUCAAAAUGAUGGACAGACCUGACUUUGAAGAAUGCUUCUAUUUAUUUGUGCACCCAUUAAAAACAUUUACUCCAUGGCCAGAUUUGGAUGAGCAAAGCAAGAAGAAUGCGGAUGAUCUGGCAGCACUUUGGAAGCAAGCAAAGGAUGACAAUUUUACAGAAAAUGAAACGAAGAGAGAAGAAAAGUCCAGAAAGGAAAUGAACACAUGUAUCCAUGACAGCACAAUCGACUCAUUCAUCAUUUCUGAUUUUGCUGCAUCACAACUUGAUGUCGAUGAAGUUUUGGAGAGUCCAUGUAAAAUAGCAGAGAUGGAAAGAAUUCAGCUCGGACCAGAGACUCCUCAAAAGAUGAACUGUUCUGAUAAAGCAACAGAAGCUGUCCAAAGUGUUAAAAGGAAACUUGAAUUCUAGGAGAACUAGAAAGCACAAA